AAGUAAUUCACCAAAAAUGUUUAUUCUGCUGCCGCCGUGUGGACGUCGUCUCCAAAUGCGCACUUGGUGACUUGGAGAGAAGUAACGAGCUGCAGCUUUCCCCGCUGAGUCAAAACCUGAUAGUGCGCAAUUUUCCGUGACUCUUUUCUGCUCGUCACGGCUUUUCAAAACUAACAUUUUAAACCCACAGUUAUUUUUAGUCAUCUACGUCAAGUUUGUGUUUGUUCGAUUUUCCCUCAACCUUCAGUCUUAAAACCUUAAUUUGCGGUCCUCCUCACUGCUGUGCGUACUGCUCAUCUGUCGAGAAGCACCGCCUUCUUCUCCUGCAGUGGUGGAACUAUAUUCUCGAUCAGUAUGACACAUUUUUCAGGAUUUGCGCGAAGGUUCCAAAUGCUCCAGUUCUUCACUGAGAUGUUCUCCUGAGUUAAAGUUCACAUCUAGACGAAGGCUUUCCUGAGAAUUAUUCACCUGACAGCUCACAAUGGCUUCCAAUAUAAUUGUGGAGCAGCAGUUCUCUCACAAAUUCACAGUGACAGUGGUUCGAGCCGAAAGUGUCACCAAGGGAGCGCUGGGGGACCUGUUGGACACCCCAGAUCCCUAUGUGGAGCUGUUUAUCCCAACGGCCCCAGAGAGCAGAAAGAAGACCAAGCACAUAGACAAUGACAUCAACCCAAAAUGGAACGAGACCUUCCACUUCAUAUUAGACCCCAACCAGCACAACAUCCUGGAGUUAACAUUAAUGGACGCCAAUUAUGUGAUGGAUGAGACACUUGGGACGGCGACCUAUGACAUCACCAAGCUCAGCAUUGGCCAGACAAAGAUGGAGUCUUUCCUCAUUGGCAAAGCAACCAAAGUGUACUUGGAGAUGUCGCUGGAAAUCUGCACCAAACUGGAUCUGCGGUUCAGCCUGGCCCUGUGUGACAAAGAGAAGCAGUUCAGACACACCCGCAGAGAGAGAGUGAUGCUGGGCAUCAAGAAGCUGCUAGACAUGGAGAAGCCUCGUUUUCUCCCCAGUUCUCCGGCGGAGGUGCCAGUCAUAGCCAUAGCGGGCUCAGGAGGCGGUUUCCGUGCCAUGGUCGGCUUCUCAGGUGUGAUGAAAGCCCUGUUUGAGUCUGGGGUCCUGGAUUGUGCCACAUAUGUCGCCGGCCUCUCUGGAUCCACAUGGUACAUGUCUACUCUGUACUCACACCCAGACUUUCCAAAUAAGGGCCCAAAGGACAUCAACCCUGAACUGAUGAAGAGAGUUAGCAGUAACCCACUGAAGCUGUUGCUGCCCCAACACAUCACUAACUACAUCCAGGCCCUCUGGUCCAAAAAGGCUUCAGGGCAGCCUGUUACCUUUACCGAUAUCUUCGGUAUGCUCAUAGGAGAGACGCUUGUACCUGCGAGGAUGGACAUCAAACUGAGUGACAUCCAGGAGAAAAUAAACCAGGCUCAGAGUCCUCUUCCUCUGUUUACAUGUCUGCAUGUGAAGCCAGAUGUUUCUGAGCUCAUGUUUGCAGACUGGGUGGAGUUCAGCCCGUAUGAAAUUGGGAUGGCAAAGUACGGCACCUUCAUGACCCCCGACUUGUUUGGAAGCAAGUUCUUCAUGGGAACUGUCGUCAAGAAAUAUGAAGAGAACCCUAUUCAUUUUCUGAUGGGUGUGUGGGGCAGCGCCUUCUCCAUUCUGUUCAACAGAGUGCUGGGAGUCAAAGACACAGCUGGUGGCAGCACCAUGGAGGAGGAGUUAGAGCAGAUUAAACCACAGCACAUCGUCGGAGAAGACAUUCUGGACAAUGACGACGAGCCACGUAAAGGUGGGACAGAGAGCCAGGAGGCAGAAGACGAGUACCAUCGCACAGCUAAGGCUAGCUGGGGUGAACGAAUGUUCACAUCGCUCUUCAGUGACACAUCCUUAUUUAACACAAGAGAGGGCCGAGCUGGGAAGGUGCAUAACUUCAUGCUGGGCCUGAACCUGAACACCAGCAUGCCGUUCUCUCCGACCACUGAGGUGUCGUGCCAUGCUCCUACACCUGAGGAGGAGGUGGAUGCUGUCACAGACCCAGAUGAGUUUGAUCGUAUUUACGAGCCCCUGGAUGUGAAGAGCAAGAAGAUCCAUGUAGUGGACAGCGGCCUGACCUACAACCUUCCGUACCCUCUCAUCCUGCGGCAACAGCGCACGGUCAACUUAAUCAUCUCCUUCGACUUUUCUGCAAGACCCAGCGACUCCAGCCCUCCAUUCAAGGAACUCCUUUUGGCAGAAAAGUGGGCUCGGAUGAACAAGCUUCCAUUCCCCAAGAUCGACCCUAAAGUCUUUGACCGCGAGGGCCUGAAGGAAUGCUACGUCUUCAAACCAAAAAAAGGCGAAAAGAACUGCCCGACUGUCAUCCACUUUGUCCUGGUCAAUAUCAACUUCAGGAAAUUCAAGGCACCUGGUGUUCCCAGAGAGACAGAGGCGGAGAAGGAGUUGGCUGAUUUUGACAUCUUCGAUGACCCUGAGUCACCAUUCUCCACCUUUAACUUCCAGUACUCCAACGAGGCCUUCACCCGACUGCAUGACCUCAUGGAGUUCAACACUCUCAACAACCUGGAGGUGAUUAAAGACGCCAUCAAGGACUGCAUCGUGUCCCUGAAGGAGGAUCCCUCGUGCGUCUCUGUUCCCUUCUCCCUCAGUGCAAUCCCGAAAAAGAAGUAUCAUAAAAGAGAUUCUCGGGCAAAACCCUGGAGCCUCCUGGGAAAUGAUAACCAGUAGCCUGAUGGAAGACUCUGGAUAAAGCGGACUUUAGGGAUUUUUUUUGUAGACUCUUAAAGUAAAGCAUUUUCUUUUUGGAAAACGCCAUCAUGUUGAUCUCUUUUCUGUAUAUUAAUCAUACUCUUAAUUUUUAAAGAACCUUAAUGUUUUACUGUUAAAAAAGCCUCUUGAUUGCAUUCACAUACAACACAGUGAGAAUUUUUCAUCUGGCUCUAUUUGCACGAGUGCGACUGCUGGGAAAAACUGUUGGUGUUCAUUGACCACAAAGAGCUGAUGUUCAUAAUUCUCUGCUGACCGUGAGAACGAUGUUGAAAAUCAACACUUACUAAACACUGCAGUGGGACUUGAUUGUUACAGCAAACGUCUGGCUCCAUCACAAACAACAGGAUACUGUGAUCCCAUCUCUUGUUUUUCCAUUAACUGAGAAUCCCAAACUACGAUAUCUCUUAGUUCUUCACGAGUGAUGAUUGUCCUCGUGAGAUCUACGUGUUCAUUCACUUCUCUUAAAUGCAUAAUGUGAGAUUUCCAGUUACAACAUUCCCAAUUCAUGUGGACACCUUUUGCUUUCAGUUCUUGCUGCAUUUGCAUCUUUCCUGUCACUAUUUAUGCUGCCAUUUUAGAAUUUUCCUUGGAGCUGUGUGAACGUGCUGUUAAGCCUCACCUGUACCUGUAAAUGUUUAUUAGCUGAACUCUUUCCAUACUGACUACCGAGCAUGCAAAUUACUGUGUUUUUGUUUUUUUCUCCGGAUUGGCUCGUCUAAACACGUAAUCCUGUUUGAAAACGUGGAGCACGUAACCAUUGCUUUUGUUUGAUGGCAACUCCUAAACACGCCAAGUGCACCCCCUCUGGAUACCUCAAACAUCUCAAUGAUGCUUACCCACCUACAUGGUAAGAGCACUCCCUGCUUCCCGGUAGGGAGUGUCUGAUAUUAAAGCCACCAUUUUGGAAAAACAAAACCUGAUGCCAUAGAAACAGCCCUGCUUCUUCUCUCCUUCUUUCUUUCUCUUUAUCUCUAGGUGUGUUGAUUUUCCUGAUCAUGUUGUUUCAGGCUGCCUUUUAGAUACCGCAACAGUUUGUUUUUCUCAAGCCAUUUCCUCCUGCAGCAAACCCAACUCGCUACAGAACGCCCCAAAUGCCCCACUGCGAUAAAGUGGAGCGUGGGUCAGGUUGGGUGGAGGUGGUGAGUGUGAUCAGGAGACCUGCUCGCCACUGAAAACGAUGGCUCUCUGCAGCACACAGUGGAAUUUUACACACUACACCUACACCUGCAGCAGUGGAGGCCUGGAAUCUGACACACUACACCUAUACCUGCAGGGGCCCAAAGGCUGCACACACAGCAGUGGAAUUUUACACUGAAGCACUUCCAACCCCUCUAUGCUCAUGUUUCAGCCCCCGCUGUUUGGAAGAAAAACAAACAAACAAAAAAAGGCGUUCUGCAGUCAUGCUUCAAGGAUUCAUGACCCACAAACUUUUGCUACUUGCCUUUGUGAUGAUAUUUCAACAGAUUUGUGUCUGUUUUUGCAUGUUAACAGCAAUGUCUUCUGUAAAGAAAUGUUUAUUCGCUCUCUUUUUUUUGACACCACUCUUUUAUCUGUUACAUAAAGAGCCGAAGUCAUGAUGUCACAUCACUAGCCUCUGUUCUACAAGCCUCUGUAAUUGUUUUUGUGUGUGGUUUAAGCUGGGGGACACACGCACACACACAAAACAUGGCUGAGGUCAGAACAAAGAGGAGGAGAAGGGGGAAGGCAGCAUGUAAAGCCUCUCAUUAAGGCGAGGUGAUUGCACCUUGGGAGGGCAGUUCCUUUCCAGGCAGGAGUGCUGGUCAUGUCUUUUCUGCCUCAGGUCUGAUCAUGUCAUCGCUGACCGUAACUCACUGCAGUGUCUCAUUCAGCAUUUCCUUCAUGGGCCAAGAAAUACUGAACUUAAACUGAAAUUAAACAACUCACAGUUAACAUGAAAUACUUCCUAAUUUUCUGAUGUCAGACACCUCGUUUCCAGUCAGCUUUGUGGAGUGGAUGGAUUCUAGCAUCUGGUUAUGGUUUCCAAUUAGUUAUUUGAAUUUAAUUGCUAUCUCUGCUUUCUUUUAACAUGUUCACUCCACGCCUCUUUUGUGGAGUGAUGACCUUUUAGCUCACAAAGGUUGGUUAAUGGGAAAUGGUGUUUGAUCAAAGGUCACUAAAAAAGACACAUAUUAAGUGGCAAUGUUAGAUUGUUUUUCAAAAUGUCAGUGGGAUAUUGAAGGAGGUCCACUUUAACCCUAGGCUAAGCUGGUUAGUUUAGGUCAGGUCAGCAUAAAGCCUGGAAACAAGGGUAAACAGCUAGCUUGUCCAUAUAAUAUGUUGUGAGCUUUAGGGGUGCUGGUGGAAAGACCUUGUUGCCUUUGGACACACAGACUAGCUGUUUCCCCAAGUUUUCAGCCUUUAGCUAAGUGAACUGGCUGCUGGCUGUAGCUCUAAAUGUAAAAGACAGGCAUGAGAGUGGUACCAAUUUUUACAUGUAGUUGAAUUUGCAAAAAAAGCAAUAAGCACAUUUUCUGAGAUGUUUAAAUACUCCUCUAAGUUUAGACUCAAAGCUUUUUUCUGAAACUCUGUGAGCAUUCAUGUUACACUUUAUUCUUAGAAGUUUUCUAUUUUUCAUUGUAGCAUAAGUUUAGUUAAGCAUACACAAGCUGUAGCGAUUUUUUUUUUUUUCUAACGUUAUUUUUGUCAUAUUACAUUUUCAUGAUCUUUGACAAUGUUUACAAAUGUGUAAGAUGCUAAACGGUCAGUUCGAGGGAAUCAAGAUGUAACUGUUUGUAUAAUGACUGGCAAACACAAUACAUAAUGUUUAUGUGCAUUGUGAAUAAAAGGAAAAAGGACGAUCAUAAAAAAGAGAAAUGGUCU
Molecule: messenger RNA, 5614 nt
Organism: Epinephelus moara (kelp grouper)
Lineage: Eukaryota; Metazoa; Chordata; Actinopteri; Perciformes; Serranidae
Gene: pla2g4ab
Product: phospholipase A2, group IVAb (cytosolic, calcium-dependent)
Exons: 19
Coding region: 482-2731 (749 amino acids)
Biological process (GO): glycerophospholipid catabolic process
Cellular component (GO): nucleus; cytosol; Golgi apparatus
Molecular function (GO): calcium-dependent phospholipid binding; calcium ion binding
Source: RefSeq, a predicted model, not a curated record